AUGGCAACGACCUUUGCCCCAGAUAUCGACAUGGUCAUCGAGGAAACAAGAAGGACUCCAUUUACAAACAAAAUUGCCAGCGUGAGGCUGCAUCAUGUUGGGAAAUUAAAAUUCCCCGAAUACGCAGGAAACACGGACCCAAAGGCCCCCGUACGAGCCUUCCGUCUAGCAAUAUCGAGAGCACACCUCACCGACAACGAAAAAGAGGCCGGUUACUGCCACUUAUUAGCCAAGAACCUCACGGGAGCCGCCCUCGAAUGGUUCGCUGGACUAGAAGAAAACUCGAUUGACAAUUUCACUCAGUUGGUAUCUACAUUCCUCAAACAGUACUCAGUCUUCAUAGAAACAAGAGUUACCGAGGCAGAUCUUUGGAAUCUCAAGCAAGCGCCUUUCAAGCCGUUGAGAGCGUACCUAAACAAGUUCAGAGAAAUCAAAGCCAAGAUUUCGCAUCCAAACGAGGUCGUCGCCUUGGCAGCAUUGAAGAAUGGCGUUUGGUUCUCAUCCAAAUUUAGGGAAGAACUGGCAGUACGAGCACCUAUCUCGUUGGAUGACGCCUUACACCGAGCCUCGUACUUCGCUACCCACGAGGAGGAGGUCGCAGCCUUAAAGGACCAGUAUAGCGCGAACAAGAAUAAUGCAACCAAAAAGCCAACCGCGCCUAAAGAACAAGCGACCAAAGGGCAACAUUCCUACACAAUAAACAACUCGCCGCAAAAAUCUUCCACAUACGACCUCAGCAAAUAUUGCGCCUUUCAUGACCGCAAAGGCCAUUCGACUGAAGAGUGUCGAGUGGCGCUUCGCAGUCAGAACGAAAAUAAUAAAAACCAGCGAAGAAACCGGAGUGGAAGAGGAAGAGCCAGUGACUCCAAAAUCUAA
Messenger RNA from Brassica napus (rape), 876 nucleotides. RefSeq lists its product as uncharacterized. NCBI's taxonomy places the organism in Eukaryota, Viridiplantae, Streptophyta, Magnoliopsida, Brassicales, Brassicaceae. The transcript has a single exon. The record is from RefSeq and is a predicted model, not a curated record. Bases 1 to 876 code for a protein of 291 amino acids.